AAACACGUGACGUUGCAUUGCUGCGACCGGUUGGCUUGGUGAAGCGGCUGUGAGGAGCGGAGUUUAGCGGCUUUACUGAGCGAUAUUUACAAUAUUACUGAUUUAGAAAAGGGCAGACUUGGGUCCUGUCGGGUUUAGGAGAGAUGGAGGAAUUCGCUGGGGGGUUUAUAUGAGCGGAGAGAUCAGCACAAGCCUUUAAAUACCAUGUAAAACCCUUACAGAGCGCUCCUUCAUUCCUGAGCCGCGAGAUAACCUAACUAACUGUUAGCUACUGUCAGGUAAUAAUAAUAACAGCAGCGGCCGGCAGCCUGGACUCCCGGUUCACUCUACAGCCGAGCGUUAAUGACUCACUCACCGGCACAGAAUAGCUUUAUUCCGCUACUGGACUAGACUCUCCACCGCCUUAGACAUGAGCUACUACAGCGGAGGAGGAGGAGGAAGAGGGAGAGGUAGAGGAAGAGGAGGAAGAAGAGGAGGAGGGUGGAGGGGAGAUGAUGGAGACUCGCGAUGGGAGCGCGGGGGAAACCGGGGCAGCUCGAGCUGGGAGGACCGGGAGGAAGGACACAGCCGAGAGGGAGGAGGAGGAGGAGGAGGAGGAGGAAGAGGAGGAGGGGGUCGAGGAAAGCACCCGGCUCACCUGAAGGGCAGGGAGAUAGGACUGUGGUAUGCCAAAUGGGGAGGAAUCAAGAGAAGCGAGGCAGAAAGAAAAUCGAGGGCUGUAGUUCAGAUGGAUGAGUCCAGGGAGCAGCACAUCACAAAGCUGCUGAAUUCAGUUCAGAGAGGACCUCCUCAAGAAGCCCACCCCUCUAAUUCUCAGUUUCAGCAAGUGAAGGAGGAGCCCAGUGGCCACAGUUACUUUGAUGGGGAUGAUCCUCCAGAACAGCAGGAGCAGCAGACCUUCAAAGUGCCAAAAAUUGAGCCAAAGGAGGAGGUGAGGAUGCGUGUGAAAGAGGAACCAGGAGCCAAAGAUCUAGAAUACUUAUUUCAAGAUGUUGUCCGGAAGCCCACGCUGGACGCUGAGCUGCAGAGUGAUUUGGAGAAUAAAAGAGAGAAUUCUAAAUACCUGGAUAUGCUGAAAUUCAGAGAGAAGCUGCCCUCGAACAGCAUGAGAGAGGAGCUGGUAGAGCUGAUAGAGGCGAACCGUGUGGUCGUGGUCAGUGGUGAAACUGGCUGUGGCAAAACCACGCAGGUCACACAGUUUAUCCUAGACGACUACAUUCAGCGCGGAGUGGGCUCCCUAUGCAGGGUGGUCUGCACCCAGCCGAGACGCAUCAGUGCCAUAUCUGUGGCGGAGAGGGUCGCAGCAGAGAGGGCGGAGGCUGUCGGAGAGGGGAAGUCCUGUGGGUAUCAGAUUCGUCUGCAGAGCCGGUUACCACGGAAACAAGGCUCGGUGUUGUAUUGUACGACUGGAAUUAUUCUUCAGUGGCUGCGCUCUGAUCCGUGUUUGUCCAGCGUCAGUCAUCUGGUUCUGGAUGAGAUCCAUGAGCGGAGUCUGCAGUCUGAUGUUCUCCUGGUCAUUGUUAAGGACCUGCUGAAGUCCAGGGAUGACCUGAAGGUGGUGCUCAUGAGCGCCACUCUCAACGCUGAUAAAUUCAGCAAGUACUUUGGCAACUGCCCUAUGAUCCACAUUCCAGGCUACACCUAUCCAGUCCAAGAGUACCUGCUGGAGGAUGUUAUAGAGAUGGUCAGGUUCAGACCACCGCAUCAGCAGGACCACCGGCCCCGGUUCCGGAGGGGCUUCAUGCAGGGUCACAACAUGUGGCCUGAGAAGGAGCAGAAAGAGGCGGAGUAUAAAGAGAGCUGGCCCUGCUACGCCCGCACACUCAGAGACAGGUUCUCAGACAGUACCAUCAACGCCCUGGAGAUGAUGGACGAGGAUGACAAGAUCAAUCUGGACCUGAUUGUAGCUCUCAUCCGCCACAUCGUGCUGAACGAAGACGAUGGAGCAAUCUUGGUGUUUUUGCCUGGCUGGGACAACAUCAGCGGCCUGAAUGACCUGCUCAUGGCCGAGCAGAUGUUUAAAUCUGACAAGUUCAUCAUCAUUCCACUGCACUCUCUGAUGCCCACCGUCAGCCAGACACAGGUUUUUAAAAGACCCCCUCCUGGAGUCCGAAAGAUUGUGAUCGCCACAAACAUCGCAGAAACAAGUAUUACUAUAGAUGAUGUGGUCUACGUGAUUGAUGGGGGGAAGAUUAAAGAGACGCACUUUGACACCCAGAACAACAUCAGCACGAUGACUGCCGAGUGGGUGAGCUUAGCCAAUGCCAAGCAGAGGAAGGGACGUGCUGGAAGAGUGUCUCCAGGUAAGUGCUAUCACCUGUAUAAUGGUCUGAGGGUGAGUCUGCUGGACAGCUAUCAGCUCCCUGAGAUCCAGCGCACUCCAUUGGAGGAGCUCUGCCUGCAGAUAAAGAUUCUGAAGUUGGGCCCUAUUGCGUCUUUUCUGAAGAAGGCUCUGGACCCUCCGUCAGACAGAGCCAUCGAGCUGGCCAUCACUCACCUAAUGGACCUGAAUGCGCUGGACCAAAAUGAGGAGCUGACUCCGUUGGGCUUCCAUCUGGCCCGGCUGCCUGUGGAGCCUCACAUUGGGAAAAUGAUUCUGUUCGGCGCUCUGCUCACCUGCCUGGACCCCGUGCUCACCAUCGCAGCCAGUCUGAGCUUUAAAGACCCCUUCUUCAUACCCCUGGGUAAAGAGAAGAUAGCAGACCAGCGGAGAAAAAUCCUGUCCAAAAACUCCAAGAGUGAUCAUCUCACCAUAGUCAACGCCUUCACGGGCUGGGAGGAAGCUAAGAGGCGGGGCUACAGGUGUGAGCGAGAAUACUGCUGGGACAACUUCCUGUCCUCCAACACUUUGCAGAUGCUGCAGAAUAUGAAAGGACAGUUUGCAGAGCAUCUGCUGGCGGCUGGUUUUGUGAGCAGUAAAGACCCUAAAGAUCCCAGAUCCAACAUCAACUCUGAUAACGAGAAGCUUCUUAAGGCUGUCAUCGUGGCUGGCCUUUACCCCAAAGUGGCCAAGAUCCGCCCCAGCCUGACUAAGAGGAGGCCGAUGCCAGUGAAGGUGUAUACUAAGUCUGAUGGGAAGGUUUGUAUCCAUCCUAAAUCUGUCAACGCUGAGGAGUCUCAGUUCCACUAUACCUGGCUCAUUUAUCACCUGAAGAUGAGAACCAGCAGUAUCUUCCUGUAUGAUUGCACAGAGGUGUCUCCCUUCUCUUUGCUCUUCUUCGGAGGUGACAUCUCCAUCCAGAGGGAUAAGGAUCAGGAGACCAUCGCUGUUGAUGAGUGGAUUGUCUUCCAAUCCCCAGCUCGCAUCGCUCACCUGGUGAAGAAUCUGAAGAAGGAACUGGACCUGCUGCUGGAGGAGAAGAUCAAGCAGCCGUGCCCGGUGGACUGGAGCGACCGCAGCUCUAAAGACUGCGCUGUGAUUUCAGCCAUCGUCGACCUCAUCACCACCCAGGAGAACACUGCAACACCGUACUCACCAGAACAGAGCAGGAAAAUUCCUCAGCACUGGGACGAAUGAUCCUGCAGAGCUGAGCUGCACAUUAAUCAGCACGAGGGCUGACGCACUGUAUCAUCUGUUAAAGUGCAUUAAAGGUGCAAUAAGCAGAAUUCUCUACAGCAACAAAAACAAACUAUUUUUGUUUGGAAAUUGAUUUAAUUGCAGUCGUACAGUACCACUCAAAAUGUUUUUUUCUUUAUUUCUGUAUUUAAUUAAUUUUCUAGGGCACAUACAGAAUUACAUGGUAAACAGUUAAAUAAAAAUGGGAUUGUCCUCCACAAUCCACUAAUCUAAACCUGAUGAACUUAGAUGAUGAUUUGGGAGGAGCUGGAGCUUCAAGAUGCUGAGAAAACUAUUCCAGGUGACUCUUCCUCAUUGAGACACUGAGAUAAAAAUACCAAGAGUGUGCAGAUCUGUCCUCAAAGAUAAAUGUUUUACUUAGAAGGAUCUAAAGUAUAAAACAUAUUCUGAUACUGUAUUUGUUAUCUGUUCUACAUUUAAACCAAACAAUAUCAGUUUAACCUGGGUUGACUGUUUCACUCUGUUUUGUUUUGUAUGUCCUGUAAAAUAAAUAUAAAAUAAAUAAAUAAAUAAAUAAAAAAUAAAAUAAAAUGCUGCUUAUUGCACCUUUAAUUAAUUUAAUUUCUUAAGACUUGUCAUUCAGAUCUUUUGUAUAAGUGCAGGCUGAGUGAUUGUGAGUAAAACUUUACCAGUGUAAUCACACUGGGUGGAAUGCAGAUGUGUUGCUGGUCCAGUAUAGGCAGAUUGAAUGUUGUUUUACUAUAUGGACAAAAGUAUUUGGGCUCCUGUUCAUUCAUAGUUUUUUUUUCCAGAAACAAUCUAUUAAAAAUAAGUUAAUCCUG
Molecule: messenger RNA, 4359 nt
Organism: Astyanax mexicanus (Mexican tetra)
Lineage: Eukaryota; Metazoa; Chordata; Actinopteri; Characiformes; Acestrorhamphidae
Gene: dhx36
Product: DEAH (Asp-Glu-Ala-His) box polypeptide 36
Exons: 25
Coding region: 410-3517 (1035 amino acids)
Cellular component (GO): cytoplasm; nucleus; intracellular anatomical structure
Molecular function (GO): G-quadruplex RNA binding; ATP binding; DNA helicase activity
Source: RefSeq, a predicted model, not a curated record